Messenger RNA from Loxodonta africana (African savanna elephant), 2065 nucleotides. It is a transcript of the gene PADI6, whose product is annotated as peptidyl arginine deiminase 6. Gene Ontology annotation, cellular component: nucleus; cytoplasm. NCBI's taxonomy places the organism in Eukaryota, Metazoa, Chordata, Mammalia, Proboscidea, Elephantidae. The record is from RefSeq and is a predicted model, not a curated record. Gene Ontology annotation, molecular function: calcium ion binding; protein-arginine deiminase activity. The transcript has 15 exons. The coding region runs from base 1 to 2019 and encodes 672 amino acids.
AUGCUUCUGUGCCCUAAAGUCUGUGUUCUUGUUGGGCAACCCAGGUGUGCCCCACGAGAGUGUGACUCCUUCACCAUCACUGGCUCUCUGGGGGUCUUGACUAAUGUCCACAAUGCGGUCCCCAUAAAGACCACAGAGGAGGCAGCCACAACCAGGUGGCCCCUGUCUGGACCCAUGGAUGUGCUCGUAAAGAUGGUUUCACCCAGCACUGCCCCUAGUGAGGACAAGGUUCUGGUCUCAUACUAUGAGCCUGACAAGGAAGUCCCUGUGAGCAUAGCUGUGCUCUACCUCACUGGCAUUGAGAUUUCGCUGGACGUGGACAUCUACCGCAGUGGGCAGGUUGAGAUGCGGAGUGAUAAACAGGCUAAGAAAAAAUGGGUCUGGGGCUCCAGUGGUUGGGGUGCCAUCCUGCUUGUGAACUGCAAUCCUGCCAGUGUGGGCCAGCUCACAGACAAGAAGAAGACCACGAAGGUGCUCUAUUCAGAUGACAUAAAGAGUCUGUCCCAGAUGACACUGAGCGUCCAAGGCCCCAGCUGCACUUUAAAGAAACACCGGCUGGUUCUCCACACCUCCAGAGAAGAGUCAGAGAAGGCGAGGGUCUACUGGCCCCAAAAAGACAGCUCCAGCAUCUUUGAGUUGGUGCUGGGGCCUGGUCAGCACACCUACACCCUGGCCCCCCUUGAGGAUCACCUGAAGAAGACCUUCUAUAUUGAAGCUAUGGAAUUCCCAUCUGCUGACUUCUCCGGCCUGAUUUCCUACUCUGUGUCUCUGGUAGAUGAGUCUCAAGACCCGUUGAUUCCAGAGGCCUUGGUGUACAAAGACACAGUAGUAUUCCGAGUGGCUCCUUGCAUCUUUACUCCCAGCACCCAGAUGCCUCUAGAAGUAUACAUAUGUAGAGAGCUGCAGCUCCGGGGUUUUGUGAACACGGUGAUGGAGCUGAGCAAGAAAAGUAACAGCCAGGUGGCAUCUGUCUAUGAGGACCCCAACCGCCUGGGCAGGUGGCUCCAGGAUGAGAUGGCCUUCUGCUACACCCAGGCUCCACACAAAACUAUUCCUUUGGUCCUCGACACCCCUCGCGUCACCAAGAUUGAAGACUUGCCCAUGAAAUACUCACUGAGCUCUGAUGUUGGCUACAUAAUCCAAGGCAUCAAGGACUAUAGGGUGGCCAGCAUGGAUUCCAUUGGGAACUUGAUGGUGUCCCCACCAGUCACUGUCCAAGGGAAAGAAUACCCCCUAGGGAGGAUCCUCAUUGGCAGCAGCUUUUACCCCAGUGAAGAAGGCCGGAACAUGAGUAAGACCCUCCAGGACUUCCUCCACGCCCAGCAAGUCCAGGCCCCAGUGGAGCUCUUCUCAGACUGGCUAAUGGUUGGCCACAUAGAUGAGUUCAUGUGCUUUGUCCCCAUAGAUGAACGAAGUGAAGGUGAAAAGGGCUUCCGACUACUCCUGGCCAGCCCCAGCUCCUGCUAUAAACUGUUCGAGGAGAAAAAGAAGGCAGGCUAUGGGCACAUGCUUCUGUUUGAAGAGGUUAAAGUGGAUCAGCUCCUCUCUAACGGAAGGGAAGCCAGAACCAUCGAUCAACUUCUAGCGGAUGAAAACAUGAGAAACCAGAAUGACUAUGUGGAGAAGUGCAUUAACCUGAACCGGGACAUCUUGAAGCGGGAGCUGGGCCUGGUGGAGAAGGACAUCAUUCACAUCCCCCAGCUCUUCUGCUUGGAGCAGCUGACCCACAUCUCCUCCAACCAGCAGACGGAGAAACGCUUUGCAAGGCCCUACUUCCCCAACAUGCUCCAGAUGAUCGUGAUGGGCAAGAACCUGGGGAUCCCCAAGCCUUUUGGGCCCCACAUCAAGGGGAACUGCUGCCUGGAAGAAAAAGUCUGCCACUUGCUGGAGCCCCUGGGCUUCAAAUGCACCUUCAUUAAUGACUUUGACUGUUACCUGACUGACGUCGGAGACUUCCGCGCCUGUGCCAAUGUUCGCCGGGUGCCCUUUGCCUUCAAAUGGUGGAGAAUGAUGCCCUAGACGACGGAUGGUCUCCCGUCAUCUCCUCAGAGCACCAAUGCCUUCC